Morchella importuna is the source of this 1515-nucleotide messenger RNA. RefSeq lists its product as uncharacterized. The coding region runs from base 1 to 1515 and encodes 504 amino acids. NCBI's taxonomy places the organism in Eukaryota, Fungi, Ascomycota, Pezizomycetes, Pezizales, Morchellaceae. Gene Ontology annotation, biological process: transmembrane transport. The transcript is spliced from 4 exons. Gene Ontology annotation, cellular component: membrane. The record is from RefSeq and is a predicted model, not a curated record. Gene Ontology annotation, molecular function: transmembrane transporter activity.
AUGUCAACCAACGCAUUCGAAACCUCAACGCCUGAAUUGCCUGAGAAGACUAUGAAGGCUCAACAUGCCGAUGGAGCUACAACUCCAUCAACUAUGGAGGCAGCGGAAGGCCCAUUUUUUGAUGCUGCUAGAACCAAAAAGCUGCUCAGGAAGAUGGAUUGGCAUCUUGUUCCUUUCCUGGCACUUUUAUAUCUACUUUCUUUCCUUGAUCGUACCAAUGUCGGAAAUGCACGUCUCGCUGGUCUUGAGAAGGACUUGGGAAUGAGCGGGCUCGACUACAAUGUUGCACUUGCUGUUUUCUUCCCUUGGUACGUGCUUGCUGAAGUGCCAUCCAACAUCAUGAUGAAGAAGACCCGGCCAUCUCUUUGGCUCACCAUCAUUAUGUUGGCGUGGGGUGUUGUCAUGACUCUCAUGGGUGUUGUCACUUCUUAUGGCGGUCUUCUUGCUGCUCGUAUGGCUCUCGGUGUUGCUGAGGGUGGUCUCUUCCCCGGUGUGACAUUCUACAUCACUAUGUGGUACCAGCGCCAUGAGUGUGGUCUUCGUAUGGCCAUUUUCUUCUCAGCCGCUACUCUCGCCGGAGCUUUUGGAGGACUUCUUGCCAGAGGUAUUUCAGAGAUGAAGGGGAUUGCAGGAAAGCCUGGUUGGGCGUGGAUUUUCAUCUUGGAGGGAUUGGUAACAGUAAUUGUUGCAUUUGUCGCUUACUGGGCUAUUAACGAUUACCCUGAGACUGCCAAAUUCCUCACCCCCGAGGAAAAGAUCGAGGUCACUCGCCGUCUCAAGGCUGAUCGCACUUCGCUUGCCGAUGAAUACGACAUCAAAUAUUUCUUCCACGCUGUCAAGGACUGGAAGAUUUACAUCCACAUGUUGAUCACCAUUGGAAUCUACACCCCCUUGUACUCGUUCUCGCUCUUCCUCCCUACCAUCGUCAAGGCAAUGGGCUAUACCAACGAGCAGUCACAGCUCAUGACCGUCCCUCCUUACGUCUUUGCUUGUGCCGCGACCAUCACCGGAGGCUACCUCGCUGACAAGAAGGGCCAACGUGGAAUCUUCAUGAUCUUUUUCUGUCUUCUCUCGAUCAUUGGCUUCACCAUGUUGAUCUCCACUCACAACCCCCAUGUUCAGUACCUUGGUACCUUCUUGGCUGCCGCCGGUAUCUACCCCAACGUUCCCAUGGGUGUCGCCUGGAACGGAAACAACAUUGGCGGUUCUACCAAGCGUGGUGUCGGUAUCGCCAUGCACGUCGGUUUCGGAAACUUGGGUGGUGCCAUUGCGGCAUUCGCAUAUAGGUCUACUGACGCGCCAAGAUACUACUCUGGCCAUGGGCUACUCAUUGGGACCACAACCAUGAGCGCUUUUCUCUGCGUAUUCAUGACCUGGUACCUGAGAAAGGAGAACGCUAGGAGGGAUGCUCUUAUGAGCGAAAAGGGCUUCACUCUUGAAACCUACACCGAUGAGAUGAAGGAAUCCGAGAGGGAGAACGGUGAUUACGCUACUUUCUUCAGGUACACUGUUUAG